AUGACAACUUGCCAACAAAUUAGAGCUUCUACCAUUGACAAGCUUCAUUACCAUCGUCAUCCAUACCAAAGCCCUAGAUCUUCAAUGAUUGGGAUUGCUGACAUUUUGAAUAAAGAUUCUCCUCCAAAUGAUCAGACUCUGACCCUGUCAAAUACAAUUAAAGAAUGCGAGAGUCUGGAUAAUAACUCUACUUGUUCCAAUCCUCAGAAAGAUUCACCUGAGAUUUCUGAUCGUUCUAUAUCUGAUGAAAUUACAACUAUAGAAAAGACUUCGUUGCAAGCUUUAACUUCAGCGUCAGACGACAUAACAACACAUCAUUUGUCUAUUAAAUCUCCUACUCAUGUCGAAAUCCCUCCAAUAUCUAGUUUAACAAAGCUUUUGUCUAGGCAGUUCAACCCCCCUCAAGCUGGUUCAAUUAAAGCUCCAGGUCAGCCUUCUUCUAAUAAUCAUUUAGCAUAUCUCCCUACACGUCGAAUAACAAGUAGCCAUUAUGGUGGGUUCAUUGAUAAUGCGUUAGAAAGUAGAAAAGCUCGGUCCAAUUCAUUACAGCUGCUGUCGCUGUCUCCCUCGUUACAACUGAGUCUGUCUAUCUCCUCUCCAUUGAUAGAUAGUAGUAACUUGGUCUCAACCGCAGCAUCUCCGACAAGAAGUCCAAAGAGUAGGCAAUCGUCUUUUGUAAGAGAACCAUCUUUGCUUACAGUGGAAGUCAAAGAUGUUGAAUUAUCUACUUCUGUUAAGAGAUUGCUUUCUAGAAAACCAAGAAUUCCAAAGUCAAGAAUUCAUAAAAAGAUAUUGGCUUCAAAGAAGUUUGUACAGUUAUCUAUUCGAAGAAAAAAUGGAACAUCACAUUCUACAGGCGACCCUGGAGAUAUAUCUAAGCACAUAGAGAAUUCCACAAUGGGGGGAAAUCAAAUCUCAAACUACGAUGCUAAUGCUGGAUCACUGGGUUCUAAAUUACAUUUUAAAUCCUUGGAAGCAGGCAUGAAAGUCAAGUUAACAUUAAGUAACUCAUUUGUCUCCUUGUAUAAUCAUUUGAUACCAGGAGUAAACAAGAGGCAAAUAUAUAAGCUUGUUGGACAAAGUAAAAAUGAAGGAAUCAGUUGUACUUAUGUGACAGUUCCUGCUCAAUCCGACUCCAGUGUGGUAUCUCUGCCUGUUCAAAUAAUUGAUUCCAGUCUUGUAAACAUGGCAGAUAUCCCAAACAAGGUACUUAGAAGCUUGGCAAACUUACCAACUUUCAAUUCAUUCAAUACUGCAGUGAACACUUUAUUUGGUGGUGUUGCAGACUAUACUCUUGUACGAGUUACCCGUUCCAGUGCAACAACAAACGAAAGAUCUGUAUUAUUAAAGUUGGAAACAGCUAAGCCGGGAGAUUUUUCGCUUAUUGAUGAUGACGAAAGUGCAGAGGAAAUGUUGCAUAGCUUAGGGAAAACAGGAGACUCACCUAGUAAUAUUUUCGUUAAAAAGAUUGUUGCAAGACCAAGGUACAAGUCCAAGAUGAAGAUUUACAUGAUUCCUGUAAAUCAAGAUUGCGUAUUAUAUACCGAUGAAAGGAUGUUUGAAAGAGAUUUAUAUAAUGGUAUCGUUGAUUUGACUGACACGAAUCCUGACAGAAAGGAAAUAUUUGUCACUUUUUCGGUUAAUCAUAUAAUUCAAGAGUAUAACUCUUUGGUUAAAAUGUCGGCAUUAGAAUCUCCUCUUGAACAACCUGUGCCUGGCCUGCCGUUGCCACCUCAAAACUUUGGCGAGAAACACUCUUGGCCAAUGGGCUAUUCUACAUCUACACCAGGAAUCAUUAACUACACUAAUUACUCGAGUUCUACAACGAGUAGAAUAAGCUCAAAGAAUUCCCCAGGAGGGUCUAUAUCAUCUUGA
Lizanozyma spartinae is the source of this 1875-nucleotide messenger RNA. RefSeq lists its product as uncharacterized. The transcript has 2 exons. Bases 1 to 1875 code for a protein of 624 amino acids. Lineage: Eukaryota; Fungi; Ascomycota; Pichiomycetes; Serinales; Debaryomycetaceae. The record is from RefSeq and is a predicted model, not a curated record.